Messenger RNA from Paramacrobiotus metropolitanus, 2303 nucleotides. RefSeq lists its product as uncharacterized. The record is from RefSeq and is a predicted model, not a curated record. The transcript has 4 exons. Lineage: Eukaryota; Metazoa; Tardigrada; Eutardigrada; Parachela; Macrobiotidae. Bases 886 to 2007 code for a protein of 373 amino acids.
AGCACAACGUUUGUUCUAAGACUGGAGUAGAUGUGCGCCGCGGAGUCAUUAGCUUAAACUAAGACAGCGACGUCGAAUUAUUAAAUCUACAUAUAUUUUCCGAUAACCGUAACAGCGUUUAAUUUGUGUCGCUAAUUAUGCCAUCCUAAACCAGCUUUUUAUCUACCACUACCGGAAAUACGCUAAGAUUUAUUUGUUUGUUGUACAUUCAUUCAUCGAACCACAGCAAAAGAUCAAUUCCGAAUGGCGCGAUUAGCUUUUUUCCUGGCUGUUACCGGCAUUUUGCAAAGCUCACUUACGUUAGCAGCAAGCAAAACGUUUUUUUCUCAAAACCGCACGUGAUGAACUGGAAACCGAUUGCAACCUCCAACCGUCACAAGCCACUACUGCUUCGCCGGCAACCCCAGCACCGUCCGCACUAGUCUUCCCGUUUCGCACAGAUGCGUUGACGUGGGAAGAAUGCACAGCAUACGGUGCAUCGCCCACCAGUUAUCUCUGCAAUCCAGGACGCUACUCGUGUAACAAGACUAGUCCUAACCAAUUUCUCCUGCGACCAAUGUCUCGAACGUUCAUCGAGCUGUCGUGCUCGUAUCACAACCGCACCUUUCUGACUGCCAUGACGAACCAGUUGAAGGCCGUCAGUCCCAAUCGCGCGGUGACCCUCAAGCUGGAUGAACGGGACAACGUGACAGACCCCGUGCACGCUGACGUCGUCGACCCGGUUCGCCAGCAGCUGGUCAGUUUGACGAUAUAGUGUUCGACCAAGAUGGCCAUCUCUAAAGUGCGCCAACUGGGAACCAUACCCUAUUAGUGCGACUGGUUAUUCAGCGCUUCUGUGGACUGGUGAUCAAGAAACACGAUUUUGACUAUUUGCCGCAGAUCCGCAUGAUCCAGAUUGCGUCAGCCGUCAUCCAGUCCCUAGAGCCGUACACGUUCAGUCUGGAGAAUUUGCAGAGUUUACGGCUGGAUGAUAGCCAGCAGCAGGUUCAUCUAUCCAUGCGGGAAUCGGAAGAUGGCGCUAAGAAGUGUCACUGGUUAGCGGGCAAGGACGCCGGUCAGGUACAACAUCCUCCGUGCAACUGUUCGCAUGUCUGGUAUCGUCAGUUUCUGCGAGCCAAACCGUACCUGAAUGCGCCGAAGAAGGAAGUGAACCAGAUCUUGAACGAAGCCAAACAACGUAACGGGAGCGGAACCAUGCAUCUGCAGGGUUACGGCCGUGGUCCGUCGUCCCAGGGAUACCCGAUCGCGGAAUGGCCGCCGGGGACUGAGGUUAUUCGAGCGCCGGAGGGUGGCACACUGCUGAUUCCCUGCAACAACACCAACAACAGUUACAACACGCAAAGGGUUUAUGACAUCCGGAAACCGCCGGCGUACGCCCGCAACGAUUGGCAGGUUCCUCUUAUUCGAGACAUCGAGGUCGUCAGUGAAGGGUUCCAGGAAGUGAAUCAUUGUUGCAACUUGACGAAAGAUCACAAUCCGGCGGAAUUUAUUAUGCAUGGCGCAAUGCACGAUCGGACUACUGGUGCGUUUUCCAUUGCGCUGCCAAACUUUACGUACGCGGCCACAGGACUGUACGAAUGCCAGCACUUCAACGGGAGCCAGUAUGUGGUGACACAGCGCUACUGGGUCAGCGCGACCCUCUUCCGCCACAACGUCUUCAAUCUGCCGAUGAAAAACGUCACCGUCCGCUACGGCGACCCAGCGGAGAUGGUCUGCGCAGUGCGCUUCAACUUUCUCCCCGGACGUCUACGAACUCGCUUCCUGUGGCGCGCUGGAAAUUACUUACUUGUUGCCAAAUCAAUUUCGGAAGUCGCCGAUAAGGCCAUGUCGUGGUGGGGAUUUAAUGGGCGUUUUGAGUUCAGCGCCGACGAAGAGGGUAGGUGCAGCUCGACGAUGAAGAUCGACAGCGCCACAUGGAAGGAUGCCGGCCUGUACGAAUGCUGGUUCCGCAUCAACGAUCGUCUCGACGAGUGGAUCAUGCAGGAAGCGUAUCUGCACGUCAUUUAAGCAGAGCCACCAUUUGGUUAGUGGUUGGACAACUACGUGUGCAUAGAUCUCGAAUGCUUUGAAUGCGUAGCUGCUUGUUUUUCUUCUUCGGAAUGGGCAGGUGUUUUUGUUAAGACAGCAUUAUGCUUAAUUAACCAAAGAUAAGCAGAGAUUUAUUUAUUUGGAGAAUUCGAUGGAACGUGCGUCUGCACAAGGUGACGGUAGCAUUUAUAAUGCUUUCCAGUGGGCUUUUUUGUUUAUGAAUUAUUGGGGAUGGGCCGCUGGCUCAAUCUCACCCGAAUUUGGUUUUCCUUUCA